This is a messenger RNA of Dibothriocephalus latus, 696 nucleotides long. The record is from the annotation of a GenBank genome assembly. NCBI's taxonomy places the organism in Eukaryota, Metazoa, Platyhelminthes, Cestoda, Diphyllobothriidea, Diphyllobothriidae.
AUGGAACGCAGGGUGAUGGAAAUAAAUACUGGACUCAACCCCAAAUGGGAUAGCCCUAUUCGGUUUGAUCUAAUUGCACUAAAGGACUGCUUCCUACCUAGUACUCUUGAUGUGGACGGCAGCAGUCCCAAAAAGGAACGCUUUCAAGAACUCUUCCUGGAUAGCGUCUUCCAGGCGGACGUAAUGAAGGAAACAAAACGUUUUCUAGUAGAACGAAAGCUGGCGCCAGCUGAGCCAAAUGCCUUCAAGAACCUACUACGAGCCCUGUGGUUUUCAUCGUAUAAACGCGGAAAGCGCGAGAAUACAUGUGGCUUCGAGCACGUAUUCUUAGGUGAAAAACGAGGCCAACGUGUAUUAGGUUUUCACUACUGGCUUACCUUCUACCUUCGUGAGAAAAGCGGCGAAAUCAACUAUCUGGGUUCCUAUAUACGAUUUCAGAGUCGGACGCCAAUGGGUGCUUUGUACGCUGUCGCUUUUGAAUGGGACAAAGUCUGGAAAAAGAACUUUGCUCGCUUUCUGAUUGGUAGCUCACCGGAGUUUGAUAUGGCGCUCUACACAGCCGUCUUCCUGACGGCCAAUCAACGCACGCCAAAGCAAUUUCGGUUAGGAGUUUCGCUGAAACAUAACAGCAGUCGAAUUGCAGUUCAGUGUUACAAACUGGAGCAGACUAAAAUCGGAACCUGCUACAUUGUGUGA